CAAUCGGGUAGCCGCUUUGGUUACGCGCCUAGUCUGUCUUCGUUUGCUAGUUGCAGCCGUGGCAAACUAAGCGGACACCAUCCGCUUUUAUGUCAGCAAUGUAAUUACUCGCUACCUGCAAGUGUGGUUUUCGUCGCGUCCCUGUUGUCGUUUAUCACGUCCGGCGUUGCGACCAAGUGCCGAAUAAGCAACUGGCAGAGUUGGCAAGGACCAAGUUGCCAGCUAGCUAGUCCCUAGGUCAGUUGGUGAGCAGCAACAAUGUCCAGUCUUCCCCAGAAUAAUUUGAAGGAGCAGCUGGCGAGACACAGCAACGCCGCCCAAAGUAAACUGUCUCUGGCGAAACCUAAAUCGGGGCCAUUUUCUUUUAAAAAGAAGUCUUCAUCUGGUACAAGCGUGACAGAAACCUCACCUAAGGUAACCAUACCGAAUGUUUUGGCAAGUAGGAAUGUUAAUCUCCCAAUAAACAGGUUGGUGACUCAACCUGUUCUGACAUUUCCAAACACGCCUGAAACCUCUCAAAAGUCCAAAAUCGGCAAAUACUUCUCUGUAAAUUCCAAAUGCAAGUCGGACAUCAGCCCGGGCUCUGUGACAGAUUUUCCGCGGCCAUCAUUGUUGGCAUCUUCUGGCGGUGCAUGUCCACCUUCACCCAAAUGUGACAAAGCGCUUACGAAUGCCAAAGACAGUAGCCCCGUAGACCUGGAUGUGUCCCUUGGAUUACAGAUUGACGACUGGGAUGAUAUGGAUGACUUUGAAACACCCACCAAAACGAAGAACGACUCCUUCAGUAGAAAUGUAAGUACGACUGACAGCAGGCCAGUCGUACCUGAAUGCAAAACAGAAUCCGCGGGGGGGCAGAGUUGUUUGAAAACAGAUGAAGCUCAAAUGAGUCGUGAUCUGAGUUCAGUCGGACAUGCAGAUGAUUGUCAACCGGACGAUUCUCCAAUUAACACAACGAAACGACGCCACCCGGCUUAUCUGAAGUCCAUUGUUAGUGACAGCGAAGAGGACAAUAAUGACGUGCCCGUGACAGAUGAUAAGAAAGAUUGGGUUGACCCAAAGUGGAUUCAGUUGGAUGCCGACUCCGAGCCUGAAGACGACCUCGACUACAUACCGCCGUCUCCCGAGAACUUGAACUACAAAUCUCCUGUGGAGUCCAUAUCCAAGCCAAAUUAUGGUGAAAGCAACGAUGAGUUUUUAUCAAAAAAACCUGAUGUGACCCCUCGUCAAGCUUCUUAUGAUCACUCGACAGACAAGAGAAGUGACCAGCUCUAUAGAAUCAUGGAGUCUAUUUGUGCCCUGGUGGAUUCCAUCCCAUCACACGAGCUCAUCGCUCUGUCCUGUGGAAAUGAGCUUCUGCUGAAGAGGGCUCAAAGGAAGAGGAUUCUCAUUACUGGUGGUGACGCUUUCCUAAAGCCCCAGCAGCCUGACAGCACUGGUAUUUGUGAUCCCAGCCUCAAAGACAAAUCUUCCAAUGAUACACCCAGCAGCUUUUUACCCACAGUUUCAAAGAUGACCCCUCAGAUCAGGAGACCCUCAGUCAUCUCUUUGGACUGUGACUCCGAUCACUCUGACAGCAUUAUUAAAGAAACCCCGUCACGCUCCGAGAACGGCCGGAAAUCAGUUGUGGAAAUGGAGAGCAAUCCAGAGCAAUGUGAUUCUCCAUCAAGCUCCAGCAUCUCAAAAACAUCUCACAAUCUCUCCAGUCUCAAGAAUACCCACAUUGAUGUGGACUGUGAUGAUCUGUUCUUCUCGCCCAAGAAGAAAACGGAGAGUAUAGUGCAGAUUAAAUCUACCCCCCUGGCAAACGUCACUGCUACGAAGUCCUUCCAGCCGGAUGACUUUUUCAUCGACGACUUUGACAUAGAUGACUUAAACGACUCUGACAUUCCCGACUACUUCGACGAACCCCAAAAUUCCGCAGUGCCAUUAAAGACCCCCAUCGCUGGCCCAACGGCUGUGAAGGAAGGUGGUCCGAGCAGGUCCUCGUGGCAGAAUAAAGCUACGACACCUGGGCCUGCACCCAAACCAACAAAGAUCUGCUCUCCCGAACCCACCUUCCGAAACCCAGUACACGAGCGUUUCAGAGGGUUCACCUUCUCCCACUCGCAGGAGAUGAUGAAGAUCUUCCACAAGCGCUUCGGUCUCCAUCAGUUCCGGUUUAACCAGCUUGAAGCCAUUAAUGCCGCCAUGCUCGGGGAAGAUGAGUUUGUGCUCAUGCCCACAGGUGGUGGUAAAAGUCUGUGCUACCAGCUUCCUGCUUGUCUGUCACCGGGAGUCACUGUGGUCAUCUCUCCUCUCAAAUCUCUCAUUGUGGAUCAAGUCCAGAAGCUCACUUCACUAGAUAUCCCAGCAACAAGCCUGUCUGGUGAUAAAAGUGAUGGUGAAGCAGGGAGGAUCUACAUGCAGCUAUCCAGGAAGGAGCCCAUCAUUAAACUCCUCUACGUCACGCCUGAAAAGGUCAGUGCGAGUAACAGGCUCAUCUCGGCCCUACAGAACCUGUACGAGCGAGGCCUCCUGGCUCGUUUCGUCAUAGACGAGGCUCACUGCGUCAGUCACUGGGGCCACGACUUCCGUCCGGACUACAAGAGGCUGAACGAACUGCGCCAGAAGUUCCCCAACGUGCCCAUGAUGGCGUUGACCGCCACAGCCACCCCCCGCGUGCAGAAGGAUAUCUUGCACCAACUCAACAUGACACGUCCUCAGAUCUUCACCAUGAGCUUCAACCGAGCAAACCUUAGGUACGCCGUUCUGCCCAAGAAACCGAAAAAGGUUGACGAGGACUGUGUCGGUUGGAUCAAGAAGCACUACCCACGUGAUUCGGGCAUCGUGUACUGUCUGUCUCGAAAUGACUGCGACAACAUGGCCGAGAGCCUGCAGCGAGCCGGCCUGUUUGCUCUGUCCUAUCACGCUGGGCUGAGUGACAGCGACAGAGAAUACGUGCAGUCCAAGUGGAUCAACCAAGACGGCUGCCAGGUCAUUUGUGCCACCAUUGCUUUCGGCAUGGGCAUCGACAAGCCUGACGUUCGCUACGUGAUCCACGCCAGUCUGCCUAAAUCAGUGGAGGGCUACUACCAAGAGUCUGGGAGGGCGGGCAGGGACGGGGAGAUCUCACAUUGCAUCCUCUUCUACAGCUACUGCGAUGUGCACCGCAUCAAGAGGAUCAUCAGCAUGGACCGAGAAGGUGACAGAGGCACCAAGGCCACUCACUUCAACAACCUACAAAGCAUGGUUCAGUUCUGUGAGAACAUGAUGGACUGCAGAAGGAUUCAGCUGCUGGCCUACUUUGGAGAGAUGAAUUUCAACAGGGGCUUCUGUAAAGACAAUCCCGACGUUACCUGCGACAACUGCAGCAGACCAAAUGAAUACAAAAUGAGGAAUGUCACUGAAGAAGUGAAGCGCAUCGUGAAUUUCGUCCAGCAGAACUGCGAGAAGGUCGGAGCCAAGUUCGGCCGGACCCCGGCGCAGAGCCGGCUGACGCUCAACAUGCUGGUGGACAUCUUCAUCGGUUCCAAAACUGCCAAGCUCCAGACGGGCAUGUUUGGGAUGGGAGGCUCUUAUUCCAAGCACAACGCCGACCGUCUGUUCAAAAAACUGGUGCUGGACAACAUCCUGAUGGAGGACCUCUACAUCACCAACAACGGCCAAGCUGUGUCGUACAUCUCUGCGGGACCAAAAGCGCUCAACCUCCUAUCCGGACACAUACAGGUGGACUUCUACGAGACGCAGAGCGCUUCCACUGUGAGGAAGAACAAAGCUGCAGUGUCCAAGAAGAUCUCUUUGAGGGACCAGAAGGUUCAGGAGUGUCUCAAGGAGCUGGUGGAUCUCUGCAAGCAGCUGGGAAAAGCCUUCGGAAUUCACUAUUACAACAUCUUCAACACUGGCACCUUGAAAAAGUUAUCAGAGAGGUUGUCCUCCGACCCGGAAGUGCUGCUGCAAAUCGACGGCGUGACAGAGGACAAGCUGGAGAAGUACGGGGCUGAGGUGAUCCAGGUCCUGCAGAAGUACUCCGAGUGGCAAAAUCCUGUCGGCCAGCAGCAGGACGAGGGCGGCGAAGAGGGCUGGAUCGACACGACGCAAGGCCGCAAGGCGAAUGACGACGACGACGACUCCUCCGCCUACUUCCGCAGCCAAAGCGUGCAGGGGCAGAAGAGGAAGAAAACGCUGUUCUUCAAGUACAACAAAAAGAAAAAAGGAUACGGAGGCGGAGGCUCCAACUCCAGAGGCCGAGGCUCCGGCAACAGUAAGUCGUGGUCGUCAAGAGGAGGAGCGAGAACCGGUCCUCAGUCUGCCGGCCGAGGCUCCGGAGGUGCGACGGGUGACGCGUCGGUGGGAAGGACGCCGGGCUUUUUGGCGGUGCCCACGCCUCAAAAGCGACCUUUCCUCAAGCCGUCUUUCUCCCACAUGUAGCGCCGCUAUCUCAACACUACGUCGGUUUGUAAUUUGUGCUGUUCAAAGUGUACAUUCUCGGGAUUAUAUUUUGGAAUACUUGCUGUACAUUUCAGUGUUUAUAAAAUCUUUUCAAAUGUUCGUGUAUAAA
Molecule: messenger RNA, 4537 nt
Organism: Syngnathoides biaculeatus (alligator pipefish)
Lineage: Eukaryota; Metazoa; Chordata; Actinopteri; Syngnathiformes; Syngnathidae
Gene: blm
Product: BLM RecQ like helicase
Exons: 21
Coding region: 259-4407 (1382 amino acids)
Biological process (GO): double-strand break repair via homologous recombination; telomere maintenance; DNA replication
Cellular component (GO): cytoplasm; chromosome; nucleus
Molecular function (GO): 3'-5' DNA helicase activity; ATP binding; hydrolase activity, acting on acid anhydrides, in phosphorus-containing anhydrides
Source: RefSeq, a predicted model, not a curated record